Messenger RNA from Paecilomyces variotii, 174 nucleotides. Its product is annotated as plasma membrane proteolipid 3. NCBI's taxonomy places the organism in Eukaryota, Fungi, Ascomycota, Eurotiomycetes, Eurotiales, Thermoascaceae. Gene Ontology annotation, cellular component: membrane. The record is from RefSeq and is a predicted model, not a curated record. The transcript has 3 exons. The coding region runs from base 1 to 174 and encodes 57 amino acids.
AUGCCUUUCACUGCUUCUGACAUCUGCAAGAUCAUCCUUGCCAUCAUCCUGCCUCCUCUGGGUGUCUUCCUGGAGCGCGGAUGUGGUGCUGACCUGCUGAUCAACAUCUGUUUGACCAUUCUGGGUUACAUUCCUGGUAUCAUUCACGCUCUAUACAUCAUUCUCAAGUACUAG